Molecule: messenger RNA, 2652 nt
Organism: Sphenostylis stenocarpa
Lineage: Eukaryota; Viridiplantae; Streptophyta; Magnoliopsida; Fabales; Fabaceae
Source: the annotation of a GenBank genome assembly
AUGGAUCUGGAGGUGGUUGGGCGUCACGCGAUGCUGUUUGACGACGAUGGCAUGGCGGCGUUCGUCAACUCAGCGGAAGCUCUGGUGGAAUGGAACUCCCUCUCCAUCGAUCGCUACGAUGUUCGCCACCUUCUCUCCGCUCCCCUUCCUCCGCGCCUCAAGCGCCGCCCUCCUCAGGCUGAACCCGACCUCGAUCACCAACGCUAUCUCGAUCUUCCUUCCUCUUCUUCCGAUGAAGAACCACAAGAUAAUGGUUCAGAGCCGGUGACUUCAGCUGGCUUUCAUGCCGUUGCCUUUUCAUAUGGAAAUUCCAAUGUGUCCAUGGAGACAAAGGACAAUGAUACCAAGUCUAGUUUUCGUCCUAAAUUCCCAGUACCAGAAAGUCUACUCCAUAAUCUGCCUCCAAAUGAGAAAGUACAUCAGAUUAUUUCAAGGACUGCAAUGUUUGUCAGCAAACAUGGAAGUCAAUCAGAAAUCAUUCUUAGGGUGAAACAAGGAGAUAAUCCAACAUUUGGAUUCCUGAUGCCUGAUCAUCAUCUUCAUGCAUAUUUUAGAUUUCUUAUUGAUCACCAAGAGCUUCUGAAAGCUGACAAAGAAGAUGACAGCUCAAUUGAGGACAUCAAUAAGACUCAGGGGAUUGAUCAAACAGGUGGUGCUUUAUCUUUGCUUGGAUCUGUCUAUGGAUCUGGAGAGGAUGAGGAUGGUACAUCUGAGAAUAAUUGUGACUUUGAGAAAAAAGAAUGUGAGGGUGCUGUUGAUGCUGUUAGUACUUAUACUUCUCCUGGAGUAGAACAGGCAGAAUCUUGUUCGGAUGUGGCCAAGAAGGAUGGAAGCAUUUCUAAAAAUACAAUACCUUCUUUGAAAGAAAAAGUUCCCGUAAUAAAGCGGAAUCAUUCUAUCAGUACUGUUAAGACUGCAACCACAGGGAGAGCAAAAACAGGUGAUGGCAUGGAUUCAAUGUCUAAUACGCAGAACAAGUCGCAGACUUCUGUCCCUAGUACUGCUGCUAAGAUUGAACUGCCUGUUGUUGAACCUCCAUCUGAAUUAAAGAGAGCUAUAGAGAAGAUAGUCGAGUUCAUCCUAAAAAAUGGAAAACAAUUUGAGGCUGUUCUUGCAGAACAGGAUCGCCCUCAUGGAAGGUUCCCAUUUCUUCUGCCAUCCAAUCGAUAUCAUACUUACUAUCUAAAAGUUCUUCAAACUGUUGAACAGUCCAAGUUAAAAGGCAAGGGCCACAAGAAGCACAAUCGAGCAGGCCGUGCAGGGGACAAUAAUUCUGCUGUACAUGAUGAAGGUGACAAUCUUUCACAUGAAUCUAUGGCUUCUGAUCUACCAAAUGAUAUGGACAGAAAAGAAAAGUUCAAGAUGACUAUUGGCAAGUCAAAGAAGGAUGGUCAAGAUCCAAUUCCCAAAGACCAUGCUCAGAAUACAGUUAGCAUGGAUGCAGCAGCGACAGCAGCUAUUCUUCAGGCUGCCACUAGGGGUGUUAAAAACCCUAAUAUGGAAUUUUUUGGCAAGCCAUCAAGUGCUAGUGGUCAGGGCUUUGGAAGUGAGGGUGGGUGUAUAUCGAGCUCUGGGACUGGGAGCUUGUAUUCAUCUCAACCACAAGGUUUUGUUGAAAAUCCAAACCUGACUGCAAAGGCUAAGGCUUCUGCCCCUGUUGCCAAGGCUAUUGCGGAAAAAAUAGCUAUUGCAGCAGCAGGUGAGGCGGACUCCUCUGAAGCGCACAUGACUAAAGAGCAAAAGAUUAAAGCAGAGAGAUUGAAACGAGCGAAGAUGUUUGCAGCCAUGCUAAAAAGUGGUGUUGGAGGUGAACUGCCACGAGCUUUAUCAGUGGAGCCACUUGGCUCUGGUCUUUCAGGUUCAGACGCUGAGACUGGGAAUCUUGUGGGUAAAGAAAGGGAAGGAAGUUCUGUUCCAUUUGAUGUUGAAAAAUCAGAUAAUAGUCAAAAUUCGGAGGAUAAGCUCUCUGUUGGUAAUUCAGAUAGAGGUCAGAAUUCUGAGGAGAAGCUUACCGCUGAUAAUAAUGAACGCCGUUCAAACAGAAAGUACCGUUCAAGAUCUAAUAGACAUGAAGAGGAGGAAGAAGUGGAGAAGGAGGAAGAAGAAGACCAAGAAGAUAAAAGACAUCAUAAAAGAUCCGGAAAAAGACAUCGAUCUUCACACAACAGUCGGGACAGGCAUAAGAACAAGAGAAGACAUUUGUCAUCCAAAGACACGCAUUCUUACAGAGGGGGCAAGCAUGACAGUACCUCUGACGAUGAACAUCAACGUUCAAGGCGUCGUCAUAGAUAUGAUAGUUCCUCUGAUGAUGAACACCGACACUCUUCCAAACAACGACACAGAGAAGAGCGGUUGUCAGACCACAAACGAAGACAUUCUCGCCGUUCUAAUAAACAUUAUAGUUCGUCUGAUGAUGAGCAUAGGCACCGAAGCAGAAGGGUAAAGCAUGAUAGCAGAUCCCAUGCUGAAAGAGAAACAGAGGUGGAGGAGGGGGAGAUAAUUAUGAAAUCGGAAAAGUCAGCAGUCAGUGGUAGCAGGGAGGCAUCAGCGGGAUUAUCUAAUGCAAGGGCUCCAUCUCAAUCACCUGAAGUAACUGAUGUUUCUGAUGAGCUCAGAGCCAAAAUUCGAGCCAUGUUGAUGGCUAACUUGUAA